AUCAAAAACACGUUCCUCGUGUACGUUACGAAAUAUCCUGUUCAAUCAAUAAUACAUUUACCUCAAGAAAAAAAUUCAGAAAUUCGCAAAGCUUAGAAAUUAUAAACAUUCUAAUCAACGUAGGAGCAAACGUUAUCCAAUUAACAACAAUUUAGAAAGUUCUUUACAAAUCGCCAUCAAGAAUAGAGAUUGUGUCGAUCUUAUGAUGCCUAUGUUAAUUUGAAAGGAAGAAAUAAAAUAACAGCUUUACACAUGGCGGCCGGCGGAGAGGAAAACAUAGUAGAACUGCUUGUACAUGCUAGUGCUGACGUCAAUGCUAAAACCAAACGCAGCGAUUCCAUGAUAGGCUCAGAUGUUUUCUUGGGGGCAGGUAAAACAGAUCCAAUUCAAUUAACAGAGGAUCAACUUUGUGUUGGUACCCAGGUGACCCAAACUGAAUCUGACGCUUACGUAGCAGAGGAGUUUAGCUUUCCCAAAGGCCCCACUGGUGUUAAUCUUAUGAAACAAACAACAGCAGAACUUGAGAAGAAAAUACAUUCUAGCGGUGGAGAAACCCCACGUCCUGUUGCAGCUGAAAGUGUUAACAUCAGUUCUAUGGAGUAUUUAGAUCAAAUAUCAACUGGUGCGUCUGUUAAUUCUUCUGUGCUUCAUAAAUACAUUGAAAGAAGAAAUAUUAAGAAAAUUCAUUAUCUCGUUCAAGCUGGUGCCAAUGUUAAUGUUCCGAAUAAAUAUGGAAAAACAGCUUUGCACUAUUGUGUUGAAUAUAUGGAUUUUGAAAGUGUCAAAGUAUUGCUUGAAGCAGGAGCUGAUGCUAAUUUACAAGAUGCAAAUCUCCAGACACCUUUACAUGUAGCUGUUCGGUUACACCGUAAUGUUUCUCGUGGUAAUCUCACUUUUCAUGGUGAUAUAAAGGAAAUUAAUAAAAAGUUAACGCAGAUUUGUUUAUCUUUGAUAACUUCAACAGCCCUGUUAAACGUGAGUGAUAAAAAAGGUAACACAGCACUCCAUUAUGCAAUACAAAGUCACACAAUUGAAAUAGUUCAACGUUUACUUGAUGCGGGUGCCGAUGUCACACUGAGAAACAACACGGGUAAAACAGUUCUCCACAAGGCUGCUAAAACAAUGUUCGUUGAUUUUAUGGCGAUUGUUUUGAAUCAUAAAGAAGUUGCAAAUGUUAUCGACUUGAAGUCAAAUAAACGCGAAAUGCAUACAUCUGUAGCGAGGAUGAAGGGCUCGAAUGUCAGUGAUUUUCAAGCUUCUUACCGAAUUUGUUCCAGCGCCGAUGCCCCGACAGCUUUAAUGAUUGCUGUAAAAGAUCAAAAUACAGAAGUGGCUCUGAUGUUGCUAGAGCAUAAAGCUGAUGUCAAUAUCCGUAACGACGAAGGUUAUACGGCCUUACAUAUUGCUGCAGAAGGGUCUUAUACAAAAUCAAUAAAACAUUUAAUAAAGGCUGGAGCUGAUGUUAACGAUCAGACAAACGAUGGGGAAUCACCUCUCAUGUUAGCGAGAGACAUUGAGGUUAUUAAAACAUUGUGUCAAGCAGGUGCGGAUGUUAAUAUGAAAAAUAAACUUGGAAAGAAUGUUCUACAUAAAACUAUAUGUAGCGAUUAUUUAUCUGAAACAAAGCAUGCCUAUUUAGUAGAGUAUUUGGUGCAGUAUAUGAGAGACAUUAACGCUCUAGACAAUUAUAAUGUUUCUGCUCUAACCUAUUGUUUAUUAAAGAAACAGAUUAAAAAUACAGAGACUUUAUUGAAAUCCGGUGCUAAUUCUCUACUGGAUACAAAAUAUAGAUAUCUUUUGUCAGACCCUCAGAUUUUAAAGACUGGGGAGUCAAAUAUCAUUGCUGGAUCUGAAAUAAUUUUCUCAAAUGGUCAUUUUGAAUAUUUAAGAUUGCUAGUUUGUAAUGGAAUAGUUUUGGAAGGCAACACACUGAUUAAAACAUUAGAUAAAAAUGUUCAAGUGACAAGCUUAAUGUUGUCUAUAAUGUAUCAGAAAGUAGAUGUAACAAAAUAUCUUUUAACAACUGGCUAUGUAACAGUAAAUGAUCUGAGACAACUUCGUCAAUUUGACAAAUCUCCACAAGAUUUAAAUGAGUUGCUUGUUGUAGAACACAAACAACACCUUUCUUCAACUACCGAGCUUCAAACACUAAUUCACGAAGCGGUUUCUAAUCCCUGGCCACUGGUCAAACUUGCUUUCAUCACGGUGUCAACAAUGUUGGGUGUAAGUCCAGAGCGAGAUGAAAGACUCUCACAGACAAAGUUACCUGAGAAUCUCAAACAACGUCUGAUGUUCCAGACUCCAGAAGCACAGCUACCUGUCAGUGAUUGGUCCAAAUGUCCACUUUUCUUUAAUCCACUUGUCGAUGAAAUGGGACCUGAAUUUUUACUUCAUCUCUGGCCAAUAGAUGUGUUAUAUGGACGUAUGAAGUACAGGCUAGAACAGCUACAACGAUACACAGUUGGUGAUUAUACAGAGAAGCUAGCACUUCAUUUAACAGAAGAUGUGUUGAAAGCAUCAUUUCAUUUUAGAAAUAGAAAAGAAAAAUACAACGAAUUAAAUCUGCAUGAUGUAGACCCUUUAGUUGAAGCCUGUAUUGAUGCUAUAGAUGACUGUAUCUUCUAUCAUGGCAACUCUUUUGAUGUUGAUUAUGGCCCGAAGUAUUUGAUUCUAAGAUCUGGACUUCAGUUUAUGAUAGAAGACUUUGAAUCUCUACAAGAGGAAUACGCUGAUGAGAAUUCAGAGUUAAGUGCGUCUGUUGAGUUUUUUGAUGAACGUUUAAAAAGCUGGAAAAAUAAUUUUGGAAACAUUGGGUUUUUUGAAAACAUUACACACACAGCUGAGGAGCUGAGACGGCCUGAAGGAAUACCUGCAUAUCAUACAUGGUGGUUUGAGUUGGACUUCUAA
This is a messenger RNA of Physella acuta, 2907 nucleotides long. RefSeq names its product putative ankyrin repeat protein RF_0381. Gene Ontology annotation, molecular function: protein binding. Gene Ontology annotation, cellular component: cytoplasm. Lineage: Eukaryota; Metazoa; Mollusca; Gastropoda; Physidae. The record is from RefSeq and is a predicted model, not a curated record.